AUGGACUUGGAGGACCUAGAACGAACACGCUCCGAGCAGCCAGAGCCACCACCUGCUUCACGACGGAGACAGACCAUUCUGAUCCUGAUCGGCUGCUCGAUACUGCAGCUUCCUACUUGGGGCUUACCGAUGAGCUUUGGUAUCUUCCAAGAUGCUUACAACGACCAGACCACACUCAGUGGAUCGAAAAGUGCAACGGGCGUGAUAGGCACGACUCUGAACGGUGUCAUGUACCUGUCGAUGCCGUUGCUGUCCACAUUGCUCGAUAGCGGUCGCUGGGCGAGGUGGAGACGACCUGUCGCCAUUGCAGGUGUGGUCAUCUCGAGCCUGUCAUUCUUGGUGUCGUCAUGGAGCACAGCGGUAUGGCACCUGAUCGUAUCACAAGGAAUCUGCGCCGCCUUUGGAGGCGCCAUGCUGUUCAGCCCAACCACGCUAUUCGUGGACGAAUGGUUUCGAGACGGCAACCGAGCGACGGCAUACAGCGUCACGCUCUCCAGCAAGAACAUAGUGGGCACAGCAUGCCCGUUCCUGAUGUACUUCCUGCUAGACCGACUAGGCUUCCGCACCGCGCUCAGGAUCUGGGCCGGCAUCGUAUUCGUCACCGGCAUCGCAGGCAUCCUCAUCAUUCCAAAGAAGUCAACCACCCGGCCUAAGAAGAUUCCAUGGAGCUUCCUCAAGCACAAGACCUUCGCCGUCUACGCCAUCGGCAACAUAGUCUUCAGCAGCGGCUACGGCUUACCGCAAACUUACCUCUCGCAGUAUGCGAGUAACGUCUUGCAUCUCUCCGGCAUCCUCAGCGCGCUCAUGAUCGUGAUGUUCAAUGCGCCCGGAAUCAUCUCGUGCACGCUGAUGGGUCUGAUCUGCGACAAGACGUCCUUAUCAGCAUCCACCAACACACAAAUCUCGACAGUGGGCUCGGGUGUAUGCGUCUUCCUCCUCUGGGGCCUGAAGUCCCACGAGAUUCCAGCUCUGCUCAUCCUCUUCUCCAUUGGCUACGGUUUCUUCUCCGGUCCCUACUCCUCCACGUGGGGCGGCUGGAUCAAAGAAAUGGAGCGCGAAGCCGUCAAACACAAUGAGGCUAUCAAUACCGGCAUGGUUUACGGUUUACUCAACGGUGCGCGCGGGAUAGGCUAUGUCGUCGGCGGUCUUUCCGGAGUCGAGCUGUUGAAGGUCGGGGCGGUGGAGAGUUCGAGGCAGUGGGCGUAUGGCACGAGGACGUCAUUGGAAGAGUGCGAGCAGGGUGUGGCGAGGGACACGCUGAAGAAGGAUAUGGUUGGGCAUGCGAAUUUCCUGGAUGUGCUCGCCGACAACCUUGGCCUGGAGGACGAAGAAGAUGCCAUCCCGUCUCCAGACAUGACUUGGACGAAGUCCAGAUCCAAGGAUGAAGCUGAAGAGCUUGACGUGUCCGACGACGACAGCAGCGACUUGAGCGACACAGACUCCGACGACGAAGCCUGGUCCGACGAAUCCGACGACGAAGCCCACGAGCUCAUCCGCACCGUCUCCGGCCGCAUCACCAACGUCACCAGUGCGCGCGACGAAGUGAAGCAGUCUCUUGCCGAGGCAGGAGAAGAAGGCGAUUACUUCUCCCGCCACGGCGAGGUGAAGAUCGCGAUGAACGACCUGUCGACGUUGAUGGGGGCUGCUCAAACCGCGGUCGAGGAGAAGAAGAACGCUGAUGUGAAUGUGACGGUCAUUAGCUCGCCGACCACGCCGGAGAGCGAGGGUGGUGGGAGUCAGGCGAGUAGCUCGAGGCCUGCGUCGCCGAUGGAUUUGGCCACGGCGAGGAGGGGGUCAAUUAGGUGGGCGGCUGGUGUGUGA
Saxophila tyrrhenica is the source of this 1821-nucleotide messenger RNA. RefSeq lists its product as uncharacterized. Lineage: Eukaryota; Fungi; Ascomycota; Dothideomycetes; Mycosphaerellales; Extremaceae. The record is from RefSeq and is a predicted model, not a curated record. Gene Ontology annotation, cellular component: membrane. Bases 1 to 1821 code for a protein of 606 amino acids. Gene Ontology annotation, molecular function: transmembrane transporter activity. The transcript is spliced from 4 exons. Gene Ontology annotation, biological process: transmembrane transport.